Molecule: messenger RNA, 198 nt
Organism: Mesorhabditis spiculigera
Lineage: Eukaryota; Metazoa; Nematoda; Chromadorea; Rhabditida; Rhabditidae
Source: the annotation of a GenBank genome assembly
AUGAUCUCAACUCGUCACGUUGCGCUGUCCGUGGUUUUCGCGACAAUCCUGUUCUUCCUGAUGGGAUACAUACUACUGCGCCUCAACGAAGUUCACGAGGACACUAAUCCAAUGAUUCGGGCGCCAUUGACGAUCAUAGCCCUGGCCGUGAUCGUCAUCUGCAUAUGUUGCGGAUUCAAGUCUUCUCUGCAUGCUAAU